Molecule: messenger RNA, 1152 nt
Organism: Penicillium coprophilum
Lineage: Eukaryota; Fungi; Ascomycota; Eurotiomycetes; Eurotiales; Aspergillaceae
Product: OmpH family outer membrane protein
Exons: 1
Coding region: 1-1152 (383 amino acids)
Source: RefSeq, a predicted model, not a curated record
AUGUUGCAAAGUGAUCCGGAUGAGAGGUUGGUAUAUUUGGCUUGCCAGCAUAUCUUUCGUGGCCCUAACUCCCAUGUGAGAAAAUUAAAGACAGUCAAAGGGUUAAUCAAACAAAACGAAGUUACCCUCACCGAUAUUCUACGAGAAUAUAAUAUCAAUCGCACUAGCAAAGUUGCCAAAAAGCUUCUAGCUGAGGAGGUUUUCGAUUCGACCUUGCAGGCUAAGAUUCGAUUUCCGGAGUUAUUCGAUGUGUCGCCUGCCCAGAGUGCUGAGAGGGAGACCUCAGAAGCGGAGGCUGCGAGAGAGGAGGCCAAUACUGUGAGGGGUAUCUCUGACAGCCAGCCUUCAACAGAAAUGGCAAUCGUCUCACACGCCCAAGUUGAAAGCGAGCGGACAUUCGGUGGUAAUCAAUUGAUUCCCGCGAGUUGCCCAGAGCAAGAAACUAGCACAACUCUCGCCAUUCCAUCACUAUAUCCGGUCUACAUUAAUUACCGGUGUCAGCAUUUAUUCUUGACGGCUAUACAAGAACUGCUCGAAGAGAGUUGCUUCGAGUUUGGUCAGCUGCAUUUUCCACAUCUUCUAACGACGAAGGGAUGGGACUGUCCCGAGGCGGCUGAAAUUACCGAAUGGACCAAGAUACUGUCCCACAAGUCCACUCCGCCAUUGAAUAAUCUCACCCCCGUUGACGAGUUCAUUGGCUUACUCCGAGAACUCCGUCAUUCUGCUGUGCACCGGCUUCGAAAAACCGCAGCUGGUGUUGAACGACUUGCUGAGAACGCACAGCUUUUUUUGGAAGCCUUGGAAGAUUCAACUCGAUCAGAGAAGGUCGAGAGUCUUCGGAGAGAGCUACGAACCGUGAUUGAAGAGCUUCAGCGCAACAAAGAUCUCCUGGAAAAAAGAUUAGCAGCGCAACUCAAGGAGAUACAAAAGAGGCGGAGUGAAUUGGAUGUUUGGGAGAAGAAUGCGCGGGAAGGAAUGACGAGAGAGGACUUACAAUGUUCAAGGGAUAUCAGUGAACUUCUCGAAAGCGUUGUUCGGCGAGUCAAGUCAAAGGAUCCAAAGGCAGCCGAGAAUGAGCCAAGUGUGCCGGAUGUAUAUUCGGAUUCGUUGGAGUCUUUGGACUCGGAAGAAGAAUUUCUGGAUGCUGUUUGA